AUGAACCCUUUCGGCAACUCAGGCGGUGACGAUUUCUUCGGUGGCAUGGGCGGCCCCUUCGGCGGUGGUCCAAUGGGUGGCUCCGGCGGUGGCCCCAUGGGCGGUAUGGGAGGCAUGAUGGGAGGUGGUCCCCCUCCUAUGAUGGGACGCGGUGGCAUGGGCGGCGGUAACCCGCGUCAAGGCGGAUACUCCUUCUCUUCGACCUUCGAUUCUUCCCGUCCAGAAGGCCAACAAUAUCAAGAACACCACGAGCCUUUCGGUGACUACGCUGGCGGCCGUGGUGGCGGCGGCGGACCUAUGAGCGGCAUGGGCGGCGGUGGCGGUGGUAGUCAAGAUCCUGCUUCUCGUAGUGGCCGUGGCCUCAUGUUCUCCGGUCUCUCGCGCGCAGACAACCCGUUCCGCCAGUCACGCACCACUGGUGCGAGCCGCGCCCAAGAAGGGCCUAGCUACGGCCAACAGCGCUACAUGGACGAUUACGCCCGCGGUGGUGCUAACGACCCGCGAUAUGGAGCUGGAUACGAAGAUCCGCGUGCCGGUGGACAGUAUGGUCAUGGUGGAGGUCCUGGCCGUAUGUUUGACUAUGGAGGUUCUCGUCGUCAACAGCCAUCUGGUCAGCAGGGCUACUACGAUGAUGACUCAGAUUCAGAGCAUGAAGGUUAUAGGCCGCAGCAGCGUUAUGCUCCUCAGCAGUCUUAUGGUGGUGGUAAUGGUGGUAGUUCGCGUCGUGCUGGCGGUGGUGGAGGAGGUGGUGGACGCCAGUUUUUCAACUUUGAUCGUAAUGGGAGGAGGAAUAACUAA
This is a messenger RNA of Alternaria ventricosa, 798 nucleotides long. RefSeq lists its product as uncharacterized. The transcript has a single exon. The record is from RefSeq and is a predicted model, not a curated record. The coding region runs from base 1 to 798 and encodes 265 amino acids. NCBI's taxonomy places the organism in Eukaryota, Fungi, Ascomycota, Dothideomycetes, Pleosporales, Pleosporaceae.